This is a messenger RNA of Eremomyces bilateralis CBS 781.70, 1324 nucleotides long. RefSeq names its product putative cell wall integrity signaling protein Lsp1/Pil1. Gene Ontology annotation, molecular function: lipid binding. The transcript is spliced from 5 exons. Gene Ontology annotation, cellular component: plasma membrane; eisosome filament. The coding region runs from base 173 to 1228 and encodes 351 amino acids. Gene Ontology annotation, biological process: endocytosis; eisosome assembly; negative regulation of protein kinase activity. Lineage: Eukaryota; Fungi; Ascomycota; Dothideomycetes; Eremomycetales; Eremomycetaceae. The record is from RefSeq and is a predicted model, not a curated record.
UCACCACUACACUCAGCGCACACUUCUUCUGCAGUGUCGGAGUCGGAAGUAUUUUCCACAUCUUCUUUUGCUCCUCAAGGGGUAUCUGCUCGUCAUCUUCGGUCCAUAGGCAUCCGAAUCCCACGAGUCCUCCCCAGACCGUCCACAGUCAUCAUAUAUUCAAACCGCAACGAUGCAUCGGACCUAUUCUAUGCGCCAGUCGCGCGCCCCGACGGCGCAGCAGCUGCAGAACCCCCCGCCGCCGCCCUCGACGACGAAGGGUAGCCGGCUGUUUGGGAAGAGUAACAUCGGCCACCAGUUCAGGCGAAACACCGCCGGAGCGUUCGGGCCCGAGCUGGCGAAGAAGCUGUCGACGUUGGUGAAGAUGGAGAAGAAUGCGAUGCGCAGCAUGGAGUUGGUCGGGAGGGAAAGAAUGGAGGUCGCGCAACAACUGUCCAUCUGGGGCGAAGCGUGCGAUGACGAUGUCUCCGACGUAACCGACAAGCUUGGGGUCCUGAUAUACGAGAUUGGCGAAUUAGAGGACCAGUUUGUCGAUCGAUACGACCAAUAUCGUGUGACGCUCAAGAGCAUUCGCAACAUCGAAGCAUCCGUUCAACCCAGCCGAGACCGCAAGCAGAAAAUCACGGACCAAAUCGCCCAGCUCAAAUACAAAGAGCCCAACUCCCCACGCAUCGUCGUCCUCGAGCAGGAGCUCGUCCGCGCGGAGGCCGAGUCCCUCGUCGCCGAAGCCCAGCUGUCCAACAUCACCCGCGAGAAGCUCAAGGCCGCGUUCACCUACCAAUUCGACGCGCUCCGGGAACAUUGCGAGAAAUUGGCGAUCAUCGCCGGGUACGGGACGCAUUUGCUGGAGUUGGUCGACGACACCCCGGUGACGCCCGGGGAGACGAGGAAUGCAUAUGACGGAUACGAAGCGAGCAAGGCGAUCAUCCAAGACUGCGAGGACGCCCUCACCAACUGGGUCCAUCAGCACGCCGCCGUCAAAUCCAGCCUCUCCCAGCGCUCCCGCACCCUUUCCCAGCGCCGGAAGCACCGCAACCGCCAACAUGAGGCGGUCGACCUCUCCGGCCAGGACAAUCCGCACGCCGACCGCGAGUCGGGCAUCUGGGUGCCGGCAUCCGACCACCCGGGUUCGGACUACGCGGACGAGGAUGAACUGGGAGUCGGGUAUGGGAAGGGUGUGAACGGGGAGACGAGGGGCCGGGAGGAGGAGAGGGCGAUUGUGGCGUAAGGGGCAUUGGAUGGGAGCGGAGGUGUGCGAGGUGAGAUAGAAAGUAAUUUGCAGAUGGGCGGCAGCUGAGAGUUGAAGGGGGCUUCAUCAGGCGAC